Scheffersomyces amazonensis is the source of this 2452-nucleotide messenger RNA. RefSeq names its product Stb5p (gene STB5). The record is from RefSeq and is a predicted model, not a curated record. NCBI's taxonomy places the organism in Eukaryota, Fungi, Ascomycota, Pichiomycetes, Serinales, Debaryomycetaceae. Gene Ontology annotation, biological process: regulation of DNA-templated transcription. The coding region runs from base 199 to 2370 and encodes 723 amino acids. Gene Ontology annotation, molecular function: DNA-binding transcription factor activity, RNA polymerase II-specific; zinc ion binding. The transcript has a single exon.
AAUUAAUUGAGUUUAAAAUAAUAUUUUGACGGAAGAAGAAAACAUUUUAAGCUUCGCUCUGUCAUAAUUUUAAUUGUAUAUUCUAUUAAAAAAAUUUUAAAUUUGAAGGCUUCAUUAAUUUUGGGGGAGAGACCUUAUAAAAGUAGUAAAUAAAUAUUCUUAUUGUCAAUGACUUGCUUGUUCAAGUGUUAACCAAGUAUGAAUAACGAUAAUGUACUGAAAGAUCAAGGGAAUGAGGGUACAACAAAUGCUACUUAUGGAGCCCUCUCAAUUGCACAGUUAAUAGAUAAAGGAAUAAGUGGCGAAGAAAAGCUCGUAAAUUCAGAAACUAUAUGCAAAUCUGAACCAGAAGAAGUAUUGGACUUGGCCACUAGACCAAAUACAUCCAGAGGUAUUUCUAAGCAAAAAGUACGACAGCGUAAAGAAAUUAGAACGGACAUUGGGUUAAUUAAUAAAUAUAAAUUAAAAAAUUAUUCAUCCGAGACUUCAAUCAGGAACCCAAUUCCCAACAAUAUACAUAAUACAUUUCAUAAUGAACCAAAUACACAAACGACAAUGUUCAAUAAAUUCAGAAUGAGACCACCUCCCAUUGUUCUGGAAACUUUGCAACAACAACCAGUAUCACAAAAUACAUUGCCGCAACAAUAUUUUAUAAAUAAUCCAAUUAUCAAUCAAAGUUCCAUAAUACAUAGAGCAGAACCACUACCAGUAUCUCCAGUUCCAGUAAUAGUUCCCACAGAGGGAAUAUAUAGCAGUCAUUCAAUUCUACCCAGCUGUCUAUAUUGUAGAGAAAAUAAUCAGUAUUGUAAUAGAAACUCACCAACCUGUCUGAACUGCCUUGAAUUAGGAAUUCCAUGUCAAUAUCAGUAUCCAUAUCAAUAUACACCUGUUAAUAUUAUUAGUGAACCCCAAAACAAUUCUAAUCAUAUUUCAAAUCCUUCCAGUUUCACUCAAGAUGAUAUAAUAGCAAAAAGAUACAAAGGCUCAGAACUACCACAGCAAGUUCCAAAUGAAAUUAUUCAUUAUCCACCAAGUUUUAUACCAACUAAUUUCACACCUAGUCCCUUAGGUCCAUUUACUCUCCUGCCUAUAAUUAAGUCAAGUACUUCCCAAAAUGUGAAAAUCACGAUGGAUACCAUUGAUUUUGAGAUCAUUCCUACUGCUGACACCCUCAACAUGAUAUAUAAGUCUACCCUCUUAUCAUUUGCAGAUAUUUAUUUCAAAUUAUUUAAUUAUGAUUUUCCAAUUAUAUCACCACUGGAAUUCUUAACUUAUUUAAAUCAAUUCACACUUAACCCAUCAAAUAUGGAUCAACAAUGUUUAUUUGAAUUGUUUAUGAUACUUUCUAUUGGAAGUAAAUCACACGAGAAUUCAUCGGCUUCUCCACUUUGGACGGUAGCAAAUAAUUCCAUCAGCUUCACCAUUUCACAAAUAUUUUUCAAGCAAGCACUAGGAUUGUGUUCUGAUGAGUUUUGGGCACAUAAGAGUAUUAUUUCACUUAAACGAUUAAUAUUGUUAGGAAUAUAUUCUUUAUUAGAAAUAUCUGAAUUACCAUCAUGGGAAAUAUCUGGGAAGUUAGGAAGACUAAUAACACUAUUAGAUCCUCGAGACAUGAAACAUGACAAUGAAUUAAAAGUUCUUUGUUCAAAUAUAUAUAUAUUAGAGGGAUUAGUGACAUCUACAUUAAAUAAAUCUAUUGCCCUUAGUGACAGUUACUUAAUAGAUGAUACACUUGAACAUCUGAUUCAAUUAAGGAUCAGACAAUUGGAGAUCUUAAUUAUGAAGUGUAAACGAAAAAAUAGUGGUUCCAUAUCGUUAACCAUAUCUUAUGCGGACCGGAAAUCCAUUGAAGCCCAAUUGAUUCAUUGGUUAAGAGACUCUAAUCAAAGGGUAAUACCAAGUUCCAAUGGUCUGCUUGAAAGUAUUAAACGGAAACGAGAUUAUACUUAUUUAUUAGUUCAGCUUCAUUAUUAUUCACCACAUAAUGAACAUAGUCAGAAUAUUAUUAUUGAAAACUGUAAGGAAUAUUUUGAUAUAACAUUAGCAUUAUUACAGAAAGGAAAUGUAAUUAUUGGUUGGAUAAGUUUGUAUAGAGCCUUGAAUGUUAUUGGAAUGUAUUUGGAAACAAUAGGUCCAUCAAUUGAAUUAUUAGAUUUAAUCAAUACCCUUAAGACAUGUUUAAUAAUGUUCAAUUAUUUUGGCCGAUGGAAGAUCGCCAGUCAAGUGACUCCAUUAUUUCAGAAUCUUAUUCAGUAUCUCCAUAUUGAACCUAAGAGUGUAGGACAACAUGGGAGACUUAUUCAGGAGUGUUUCAGUUCAUAUACGCUAAUACUUAAGGAGCACUCCAUUGUACAUCGAAGUCAAAUUUAGAGUUGAAUUUAGAUUAAUAUUGACAGUUUUUAAGAUAAACUAAUAGAAUAAAAUAGACCAAAAAAUAGAGUAUAAAACAAAG